AUGUCUAGUGUUAGAUUUUUUUUAUGUAUUUUUCUAGUUCUUUUCACAUUUAUUGAUAUAGUUAAACCAUUUAAAGGAAAUUAUGGAGAUGCUAAUUAUUCCUUUUUUCAAGCAACACCUGUUAACAAUACAGAAGAAACUCAGAAAAAUGAACCAACAGAUGUACAAUCAAAUAUAACACAAAAUGAAGAAAUUAAUAAUACGAAACCAUUACAAGAAAAUAUAACUACUAAUCAACAAAAUAAUAAUGAACAACAAAAUAAUAAUAUAGCACAAAAUAUUAGUGAACAACAAAAUAAUAACGAUACAACCGUAUCUCAUACUCCAAACGACACAAGUAGUAAUACUAUAGAUAAUUCAAAUAUAAACAAAUUAGAUAAAUCAAAUGAUACAAAUAAUAUAAUAAAACACGAAGAAAAUAAUCAAACAAAGGGAAAUAACCCAGAAACUAUUCAACAUACCGAACCACUAACUAAUCAAAAUACAAAUGAAGUUAAAAUAAAUGAUCAUAAUGAACAUGAAAAAAAUACUGCAGAAAAUAAAAUAGAGGGACAACAUAAUAACAUAAAUCAUCAUUCAUAUGAUAUAAAUAAAAACCAAAAUAUUAAUAAUAAUAUUAUAAAUGAAAAUGCAGAUAAAAAUGUCCCACAAUUAGAACAAACUGCAAAUUCUAAUGAACAACAUAUAAAUGAACACACAACUAACCAUCCUAUUGAAUCACACAUGGGUGAACAUAAUCAUGAACAAAUAAAUGAACCUACCCAUAGUGAAAAUGCAACCACUCCAACAAAUGAACCUACCCAUAGUGAAAAUGCAACCACUACAAAAAAUGAACCUACCCAUAGUGAAAAUGCUACCACCUCAACAAAUGAAACUACCCAUAAUGAACAUGCAACCACUACAAAAAAUGAAGCUAUCCAUAGUGAAAAUGCUACCAACUUAACAAAUGAAUCUACCCAUAGUGAACAUGCUACCACCUUAACAAAUGAAGCUACACAUAAUGAACAUGUUACCACCCCAACACAUGAAGCUACACAUAAUGAACAUGUCAGCAAUCCAACAAAUGUACCUACCCAUAAUAAACAUGCUACCACCCCAACACAUGAAGCUACACAUAAUGAACAUGUUACCAAUCCAACAAAUGAAGCUACCCAUAGUGAAAAUGCUACCACCUCAACAAAUGAACAACAUGCCCAUGAUCAAAAUACCGAAGUUCAUCCAAAUGACAAACUGGCUGUUGUUCCAUUCCAAGGAAUAAAAAAUAACAUUCCCUCAAAUGAAUCACAACCAAUUGUAAGUUUUCCAAACGAGGAUGAUAAUCAUGCGCACAAUGAAGGUUCUAUAAACACAUCUGUUGAAGGAGAACACAAUAAUACAGAAAAUAAAGAAGGUCCCAUCAUUACACCAUUAGAAGGAGAAAAAGAAGGUACUGCAAACAAAGAAGAUGUAACACCUACACAUAUAGUAGGGGAACACGUACCACCUCAAACACAUCAGGGACAUAUCAUUACACCAGUAGGAGGGCAACAUGUACCCACUCAAACACAUCACGAACAUAUGACUACACCAGUAGGAGGACAAUAUACACAUGGACAAGAAAAUAAUGAUGCUACAUAUAUGACAAUGAACACGGAUGAAAGUAGCAACAGUGAUACAAAAGGAGAACAUUCAAAUUUACGAGCUUAUAAUAAAAAUAUGAAUAAUAAUAAAGUGCAGAAUGAUAAAUACGAUAGUGAUACGUUAUCUAGCGACGGACUUGAUGAUACAUAUUCAAGUAUGCAACAGAACUUUGAUAAAAACGGAAUCGAUAGUUUUAAAGGGAAAGGAUUGCAUGUAUCUUUAAGAGAAAGAAUAAUAAUGGAAAUAAUGGAAAGUGCAAAGAAUGGAAUAGAUGGUUUAUUAAAAUUAAAAGAUAGUAAAGACAGUGGUAACUUAUUUAUGGAAGCAUUAGAAAAGUUAAAUAUAAAUAUCAAAGAAUUAAAUAAGAAUAAAAAUUUAAUAUCAUUAGAAGUAUAUGAUAAAAUAUUAUCAACCAUGUUUAAAAUAUUAACCGAGAUGUCUUUUUAUGAAGAUUCUAAAUUUUAUGAAACCUUAGGUAUAAAAAAGGAUAUAUUAAAUCAAUCAUUAAAAGAUAUAAAAAUAAAAAUAUUAAGAAAAAUUGGUGUUUCAUAUAGUAGGUUACCACCUAUAAUAAAACAUACCGAAGGAAAAUGUGCACUCAAAGAUUUAAUUAUAAGUAUAUCAUCAAAAGAAUUAGCACAACGUAUGGCAAUCAUGUUUAUAAAGUGGUUAUCUCCUGAUGAAUAUGGAUCAGUUGUUGAUUAUAAAACUAAUGUAGAAUUAAAUGUAUUAUGUUCAGGUGCUCCUAUACUUAUACAACAAUGGAAAUAUUAUCAAAAUAUGUUAGGGUUUGAAGAAGAUAAAGAUCAUGCAUAUUUAGGAUUAAUAGAUGAAUUAUUAGUUAUGAAUAAAAGAUAUAGUGAAAACAAAGACUAUGUUAAAACAUUAGAAAAUAUAAAAAAAUCCAAAGUUUUUAAACAUUGCACAAAAAUUAUGAGAAUUGGUGGUAAGGUAUCAUCUGUACCUUUUAAUUAUGAAAAUGUAAAGAAACCAAGUUCAUCUAUUAUUGGUUCAUUAGGUAAUUUAAUUAAGGCUAAUAUUAGUACAUAUUAUAAGGCAACAGCUCAAAGAAUUAAUUCUUAUUUUCAUUAUACUGAGAAAAAAAGUAAAAAAUCAAGCCCAUUGAAAAUUAUCUCAGUUUGUACUCUUCUACAUAUAACAGAUAUGUUAUAUAAAUGCUCAGAUGAAAAUUCUAAUGGAGUAAUGGAUUUAUAUAACUUACAAUUUAAUACUCUAAAUAUGAAAGGUAAAAUGGUAUUACAAUAUUUAGUGCACUUGAAAUUCUUAACUGAGGAAAAAAAAUCUCAUCUUAAGGAGAUAUGCGAGCCCCAAAACGGAUUAAUAGAUGAGACAUUAACCAAGAUGUUAGCUCUACUAUCAACCGACUCUCAUGAAUUAUUAUCACAUGAAUUAGAAAAUAAAGGAUUUGACGAAGAUUAUAUUCAAGAUGAAAUAAAGAAUAUAAACGAAAGUGAUAACAAUAUUAGAGAUAAAGAAGAAGACGACGCUGAAAAUAUGAUUUUUGAUGAUUUAUAA
Messenger RNA from Plasmodium adleri (nom. inval.), 3156 nucleotides. RefSeq names its product rhoptry neck protein 4. Bases 1 to 3156 code for a protein of 1051 amino acids. NCBI's taxonomy places the organism in Eukaryota, Apicomplexa, Aconoidasida, Haemosporida, Plasmodiidae. The transcript is spliced from 3 exons. The record is from RefSeq and is a predicted model, not a curated record.